UUGGCUCGCGGCGGGGGCCUCGUGUUUGUCCAAUAUGGCGGCGCCCAGUGGCGGUGUGAGCUGUGAGGAGUUCGCCGAGUUCCAGGGAGUGAUAUUCUUGAAGAUAAUCUCAACAGAUUGAAUUAUUUGACAAACAUCAUUUGGUCAAAGAAGUUUCUGUGGAGUCUUUCCAGCAUUAUAUACACCUUUUUCACCACUUCAGCUGCGCAGAUUAGAUCAGCACAACAGCAGCAGACUUCAAAUGUGAUCAAAGUGCCUAACAAAUACAAAUAUUUGUAAAAAUCGUAAAUAAGGAAUUACUCAAGGUGAUGAGGACGAUUGAUGACAGAAUAGUACAUGAAUUAAACACUACGGUUCCAACAGCUUCCUUUGCAGGGAAAAUUGAUGCCAGCCAAACCUGUAAACAACUUUAUGAGUCUUUGAUGGCGGCUCAUGCCAGUAGGGACCGAGUCAUAAAAAACUGUAUAGCUCAGACCUCAUCAGUAGUAAAACAGCUCCGAGAAGAGAGAGAAAAGAAUUUGGACAAUUUAACAUUGUUAAAGCAACUUAGAAAAGAACAGACAAAGUUGAAAUGGAUGCAGUCAGAACUGAAUGUUGAAGAAGUGGUAAAUGACAGGAGCUGGAAGGUGUUUAAUGAACGCUGCCGAAUUCACUUCAAACCUCCAAAGAAUGAAUAAAAAGAUACUUUUUUUAAAAAAGACCGGGUCAUCUCAUAAGAGUUAAAGCAUGACAGACAUCAACAUGGUGGGCUUCCCAGGAAGAUUUCUGAGCCAACAGUCCAAGACCUUUUGUUGAUUUCAGCCCCACUUACCCAAGACCUCAAGUAUAAAUAAUUCUGAUAAUUAUGGAGAAAUCAACUGCUAUUUUAUACUGAUUCUGUAAAAAAAAAAAAAAAAAAGAUAUU
Molecule: messenger RNA, 904 nt
Organism: Mesoplodon densirostris (Blainville's beaked whale)
Lineage: Eukaryota; Metazoa; Chordata; Mammalia; Artiodactyla; Ziphiidae
Gene: MIX23
Product: mitochondrial matrix import factor 23
Exons: 6
Coding region: 309-677 (122 amino acids)
Cellular component (GO): mitochondrial intermembrane space; mitochondrion
Source: RefSeq, a predicted model, not a curated record